AUUAAGCUUUUUUUUAUCUGCAAAUGGAUGACAGCCUGCUACAAACUUGGAAGUUAUCGCGCAUACGAUAUCGACUGUCAUCGCAAUCUGUCCGAUUUUUAGAACCAUUAAAAUUGUUAUUAUUGCAGCGUGCAGGUGCUUUACCAACAUUUUUUAACUGAAAAUCAUGCCCGACGAGAGUAAAAACAGUCAACUUGACGAGAUACAGCAGCAGCUUAUCGAUCGAAUUGCUAAAAAUGACACCAAUGGCUUCAAGCAGCUGCUGGGACAGCUUAAGGGUGGAGUUAACUUUGUAGACGACAGUGGCAUGUCAAUCCUUGCACAUGCGAGCUUUAAAGGCAACAGGGAAGCAGUGCAGCUGCUGCUGGAUAUGGGGGCAGAUAUAAAUCUUAACCAACAUGGUGCUGACUAUACGCCGCUGCAUUUCGGCGCGUUGUCCGGCAACACACACGUGUGUCGUCUGCUACUCGAUGCGGGCAUCAAUCCAAAUAGCAUAAACAGCGUUUCGCGCACUGCCAGCCAGAUGGCCGCCUUUGUGGGUAAUCAUGCAUGCGUGGAGACAAUCAACAACUAUGUGACCUGCAAGAGUUUGGAGUAUUACACACAAGUGCAUGGCCAGCAGACGGAACCACACAUUCCGCCAGCGUUGUUGAAGCCUUUCCAUACAUUUGUCACUGAAAUUAAUCUGCAUCCUGUUAGAAUUACGCUGAAUGCACAAAACCUGGGUUUCUUGAAAAUCCUACCCAAUCUGCGCAAGGCUCUGGUCCUGAUGUGCGAGAAGGAGAUGCAGAAGACACAUGACAUCAAUGAGUUGUUGGCAUUUAAAUAUCAUUACCAAGGAUGGAUUGUAGGCGAGUUAAUACGCUGCGAUGAGCAGUUCAAGGCGCAGCAUAAGGACAAAUCCGAGGAUGCUACCAAAAACGAUUUCGUUGAAGUUUUCAUCAAGCGUGUGCUUAAGGAAAACAAACUGAACCAACUGGACUAUGUUGAGUUUACUGUGCGCGAAUGUGUACGCGAGUUUCCAUUCCGUGAGUGCACCGUGUUCAGGCAAAUCGCAACGCAACUCGGCAGCAAGGAUGCAGCUUCAGCUUUGGUCAUACUACGUAAUGCCAUUAACGGCAUGCGUGGUUUUGUUGACGAAAACAGCUACUGUAGUACCUGUGGCCAGGAAAAACCGGACAAAAAGUGCUCCAAGUGCAAGGCAGUCCAGUACUGCGAUCGUGAGUGCCAGCGUCUUCAUUGGUUCAUGCACAAGAAGAGUUGUCCACGGCUAUUGGCCGCUGUUCUAGCCGGCGCACAGCAACAACCCAAAGGCCCCAUUGACACCUCUGAGUUACGAGAGGAGCUUUCCAAGCUGUCAGCAUAAUAACUUCUAGUAAUAUACUAUGUUACUUAUUCAAAUAUAUAUGAAG
Drosophila busckii is the source of this 1412-nucleotide messenger RNA. Its product is annotated as ankyrin repeat and MYND domain-containing protein 2. Lineage: Eukaryota; Metazoa; Arthropoda; Insecta; Diptera; Drosophilidae. The record is from RefSeq and is a predicted model, not a curated record. Bases 167 to 1366 code for a protein of 399 amino acids. The transcript has 3 exons. Gene Ontology annotation, molecular function: protein binding.